AUGGCUGACCGUGACGACUAUAAGAGGGAUAGUGACGAUGAGGAUGAGGAAGAGAUCGAUGAGAGCUACUACAAAGCGCAGAAGGAUGCGCUGAUAUUCGCCAUCAAUGUCAGCGAAUCUAUGUUGAAAAGACCUGAGCCCUCAGAUGACAAGAAGGCUAGCACAGAUAGUGCCGUGGUAACAGCACUCAAGUCUGCGCACAAAGUAAUGCAGCAGCGUAUCAUCUCCAACCCAAAGGACCAGAUGGGCAUCAUAUUAUAUGGCACAAAAAAGACAAAAUACAUUGAGCAGGAAGGCACGACUAGCGUCUUAUCUUACCCGCAUUGUUAUGUAUACUUGCCACUAGAUGUGCCUGCGGCAGAAGAUGUCAAGCAGCUUCGGACUCUCGUAGAGGAUCAAGAAGACGAGGACCAUGUUCUCGUUCCAUCGGCCGACGGCGUCCAAGUCAGAGACCUUCUGUUCUGUGCCAAUCAGCUUUUCACGCUCAAAGCGCCCAACUUUGGCUCGCGAAGGCUUUUCAUCAUCACCGACAACGACGACCCCCACCCGGGCGACAAGGAUGCUUCUGAAGGGUCAUUCAACCGUGCCAAAGAUCUCUACGACCUUGGCGUCACGAUCGACGUCUUCCCAAUUACACACGGAGACGACAAAUUCGACCUUACCAAGUUUUAUGACAACAUUGUGCAUUUUGACGCAACCUCGGAAGCCCUCAACCCUACUCGCUUCAGUACUUCGAAGCUUGGAGACCUGGAUUCCUUGCUCAAGAACAUCAACUCCAAACAGACACCAAAAAGGGCAUACUUUUCUAAUAUGAGUUUUGAGAUUGGGCCAGGGCUGACCGUCUCCGUGAACGGCUACAACAUCAUCCAAAAACAGGAGCCUGCAAGAACCUGCUAUAUCUGGCUCGAUGGCGAGAAGGCACAGAUGGUCACCAGUGAGACCACUCGUUUGGCAGACGACGACACAUUCAGGACAGUCGAGAAAGCCGAGAUUAAGAAGGCAUUUAAGUUCGGUGGUGAAUAUGUCUAUUUCACUCCAGAAGAGUUGAAGGACGUCAAACAAUUUGGAGCAAACACCAUUCGGGUUAUUGGGUUCAAAGACCGUUCAAUGCUGAAGUUCUGGAUGUCACUCAAGAAAUCGGUCUUCAUCUACCCGAGCGAAGGAGGCUUUGUUGGCUCCAUUCGCGUCUUCUCCGCGUUAUGGCAGAAGUUGUUGAAGUCCAACAAAAUCGGCAUAGCAUGGCAUGUCUCCCGAAAAAACGCCAACCCGGCCCUAGUGGCUAUCAUACCAUCAAAAGGUCCCGACGAUGAAUCCUCCGGCACACCAUAUCUGCCUGCAGGUCUCUGGCUCUGCCCUAUACCUUAUGCCGACGAUGUUCGUCCUGGGCCCGAGACAAGGCUUGUACGCUCCACCAACCCACUUACCGAUGCAAUGAACACAAUCGUCCGGAAUCUGCAGUUGCCUAAUGCCAACUACAAUCCCAUCAAGUACCCCAAUCCAGCCCUCCAGUGGCACUACAGGAUACUCCAAGCGCUCGCCUUGGAGGAGGAAGUACCAGAGGAGCCGGAGGACAAGACUAUCCCAAAGAUCAAAGCCAUACACAAGCGAGUUGGCGGCUACAUCGAGGAAUGGUCUAGUGUUGCGGAUGAUGAACUGUCUAAAAUCGAGGCGCAGAAGAGCAUCAAACGCGAGCUCGCAGAGGACGAAGAGGACAAUUCACGACCGGUCAAGAAAUCGCGAAAAACGGCCAGCAAGGCGGCUGACGGAGAUAAGAGUUCUUCUCUAAAUGAUGCAACCCUGAAGGUGACGUUCAAGGCAGGCGAUAUUGCCAAGCUAAAAGUCACCGAGUUGAAGGAUAUUCUAGGCGCUCGAGGUCUGGAUACCAAGGGCAAGAAGGCAGACCUGGUGGAAAGGCUUGAGCAAUGGGGCGAAGAGAACCUGUGA
This is a messenger RNA of Truncatella angustata, 1944 nucleotides long. Its product is annotated as ku70 protein. Gene Ontology annotation, biological process: double-strand break repair via nonhomologous end joining; telomere maintenance; cellular response to gamma radiation. The record is from RefSeq and is a predicted model, not a curated record. Gene Ontology annotation, molecular function: double-stranded DNA binding; damaged DNA binding; telomeric repeat DNA binding. The transcript has 3 exons. Bases 1 to 1944 code for a protein of 647 amino acids. Gene Ontology annotation, cellular component: Ku70:Ku80 complex; nucleus. NCBI's taxonomy places the organism in Eukaryota, Fungi, Ascomycota, Sordariomycetes, Amphisphaeriales, Sporocadaceae.